This is a messenger RNA of Nerophis lumbriciformis (worm pipefish), 2633 nucleotides long. RefSeq names its product zinc finger and BTB domain containing 47b (gene zbtb47b). Lineage: Eukaryota; Metazoa; Chordata; Actinopteri; Syngnathiformes; Syngnathidae. Gene Ontology annotation, molecular function: protein binding; DNA-binding transcription factor activity, RNA polymerase II-specific. Gene Ontology annotation, biological process: regulation of transcription by RNA polymerase II. Gene Ontology annotation, cellular component: nucleus. The record is from RefSeq and is a predicted model, not a curated record.
AAAACAAAAAAAAACCGAGCUGAGCAUUUGCGUGUGCUUGUGUGCUCCAGCAGCGCAAGAGGAGCAGAUCUGUCCUGCCGAGCACAAUGUGAAACAUCUGCGCUGGAGGUGUUGAUGGCGCAGCGGACACCGGGGACACCGGCGCUGGAGGAGCUAGUGCGGGACUCCUUGGAGCCUCUGGCCGCCACCGGACCAAAAUGCUGAUCGUGGAGAAGACCACGGACUUCCCGUGCGCCGAGUUCUCGGUGGUGGAGGACGUGGCGCUCCACUUCACCUGUUUGAUGGACCGACUCAACGAGCAGCGCCUCUUCCAGCCCGACCUGUGCGACGUGGACAUCGUCCUGGCGGGCCAGCGCAGCACCUUCCCCGCCCACAAGGGGGUGCUGGCGGCCUACAGCCCUUUCUUCCACGCGCUGUUCGCCCGGAGCAAGCAGCUGCGCCGCGUUGACCUGUCGCCGGACGCGCUGACGCCGCACGGCCUGCAGCAGGUGCUCAACUUCAUCUACACGUCCAAGCUGCUGGUCAGCAGCCGCACCGUCGGCGACGUGCUCAACGCCGCCACCUUGCUGCAGAUGAGCGACAUCGCCGCCUCCUGCAGGGACCUCAUCAGCAGCCGCUCGCUGAGAGGCCACGCGGAGACCGGCGCGCCGCCCGGACCGUUCUACCGGGACGUGAAGCGGGAGCCGGGCCUGGGCGAGGUCUGCUCCCUUCCUGUCGGCGUGGAGGAGGCGGCCGCCGCCUCGCCGCCAAAGCAGUGCUUUCACAUUGAGGAGGGGGAAGUGGGCGGGGCCAGGGGGGAGGAGUCAAAGACGACGGCCUUCAACAGAGAUCAGAUCAUCGUGGAAGUCAACCUCAACAACCAGACGCUCAACGUGUCCAAGGGGCCAGAGGGCGGCACGGAGACCCUCCUGUGUGGUUGCCAUGGCGACACGGGAGCGCCAGAGGAGCAGGUGUCGGGGCGGGACACGGAAGACGAGGACAUGACGGAGCCACCUGAAGGGGCGGGUCCCAAAGUGAGACUGGAGGAGAAGCAGCAGUUCCCCUGUAAGAAAUGUCCUCGUGUGUUCAACAACCGCUGGUACCUGGAGAAGCACAUCAACGUCACGCACACACGCCUGCACACCUGCACGCUCUGUGGCAGGAAGUUCCUGCUGGAGGCCGACUUGAUGAUGCACCUGCAGACACGCUGUGACAUCCAGUGUGCGGCGUGCAACAAGGCCUUCAAGAAGCUGUGGUCGCUGCAGGAGCACAACAAGGUGGUGCACGGCUGCGCCGAGAAGAAGUUCUCCUGCCAGGUGUGCGACAAGAAGUUCUACACCAUGGCCCACGUCAGGAAGCACAUGGUCGCGCACACCAAGGACAUGCCCUUCACCUGCGAGACGUGCGGCAAGUCCUUCAAGCGCAGCAUGUCCCUGAAGGUCCACUCCCUGCAGCACUCUGGGGAGAAACCCUUCCAGUGUGAGAGCUGCAGCGAGCGCUUCCAGUACAAGUACCAGCUGCGCUCGCACAUGAGCGUCCACGUGGGACACAAGCAGUUCAUGUGUCCGUGGUGCGGCAAGGACUUCAACAUGAAGCAGUACUUUGACGAGCACAUGAAGACGCACACGGGAGAGAAACCGUACAUCUGCGAGAUCUGCGGCAAGAGCUUCACGAGCCGCCCCAACAUGAAGCGCCACCGCCGCACGCACACGGGCGAGAAGCCGUACCCGUGCGAGGUGUGCGGCCAACGCUUCCGCUUCUCCAACAUGCUGAAGGCGCACCGAGAGAAGUGCUUCCGGGUCAGCCAGCCCGCCGACGACUCCUGCGCUCGCCUUCCCCCGAUGGUGUCCGCCGCCCCCUGCGCUCCGAGCCCUCUGCUGGCCUCCGCGGGGGCUCCGCCUCCUUCCACGCAGCCGUCGCCCUUCUCUGCCGGUAGGCUGAACUGCGGCGACUAAUUGCUCCUUCCUCUUGCACCUGUGCCACACCGCCACUAGGUGGAAGCAAACGUAACUCCUUUUUUUACGAGACAACUUUGUUCUUUCAUUUGGCGCCGUGGCUUCCUCGCCGUGCACUGACUGGAGCUCCCAAGGUUCCUUUGCACCUGUCGACUCAGCAAUAAUAACCAAAAAGCUGACGUGUGUUUGAGCUUCUGUGUUACUCGACAUCGCUAACAACCAAAUCUUUCAACGUUUAUAAUCUGCCCAGCACCUCUCCUUUAUCUCCAAAGUGGCGUAAACCGUCUCCAUUUUUAGAACUCUGUCAAAGACUUUGUCCUGACUCAGCAGCGCCUCUGCUGGUUGCAGUCAUGCGCUGCACUCCAUUUUGUUGUCAAUUGGUCAACAAUAUCAACAAUCAAUUCAUGGAUUGUUAUUAUUAUAUAAAUGUAUUGCUCACGUUCCGACAAUUAACCUCUGCGUGGCAAACAGAAGGUAGGACUGGAGUAUUUCUUAACCAUAGGGCCCAACCUAUGCACGCCAUAGGGGGCCGCUGAAAAAAAUGUGUUCCUCAGCUGUGGUCCGCAGCAAUACUCCGUUGUAAUACACUUCUUCACCACUUGUGGCAGUAAUGACAAUGUCUAACAAACAGAAGAAGUCAAGCAGAAGUGUCUUAAGCGCAAAAAAGUAUGACUAAAAUGGUGAUUAUUUUCAUUCGUU